GUUGACAACACCCUAGCCUUGGGCUGGCAGAAGUGCGGACAACUCUGCCUGGGAGGCUGCCUGGGCUCCGCCCUUUGGGUCCAGCUCCCGCGGCGCCCGAGGCCCGACCCCGACAACACCGCCCCCUAGGGGUGUGGACAGGAACUGAGCUGCCGGCGCGGUCUCCUAACCUUCAAACCACGUCCCACACCCCGCGACUACGGGCACCUACAGGUCGACAAGAGCAGUCUUCAGUCUUCUGGGCCCUGGUCCCCAGGCCUGCCGUCUUACAGAUUUAAGAAUAAAAUCGGACUCCUACAGCAUCACCCGCUCGGCAGGGAAGGGAGUCCAGAGAAGCCUGGGAAAGAACCCACAACCCUCCGGCCGUCCCUACCCCGCCCCUUGCGUCUCUGGCCCCGCCCCUUGUCUGGCGCCCUGACGUCACAGCGCGAGCCGAGCCCUGCCUCCUGUCAGAGGCGGCCAUUGUUCAGGGUCGCGCUUGCUUCCCUGCCUUGGCUGCUUCCCUGCCCCAAGUCCAGGUCCCUCGGUACGAUUGGGAGAGGGGAUCGGGCCCAGGUGCUGGACAACUGGGGUCCUCCGUGCAGGCCGCUAUGAGUAAACGGAAGGCGCCGCAGGAGACGCUCAACGGGGGAAUCACCGACAUGCUCAUGGAACUCGCAAACUUUGAGAAGAACGUGAGCCAGGCUAUCCACAAGUACAAUGCUUACAGAAAAGCAGCAUCAGUUAUAGCAAAGUACCCACACAAAAUCAAGAGUGGAGCAGAAGCCAAGAAAUUGCCUGGAGUAGGAACAAAAAUUGCUGAAAAAAUUGAUGAGUUUUUAGCAACUGGAAAAUUGCGUAAACUGGAAAAGAUUCGGCAAGAUGAUAUGAGUUCUUCCAUCAAUUUCUUAACUCGAGUUAGUGGCAUUGGUCCAUCUGCUGCAAGGAAGUUUGUAGAUGAAGGAAUUAAAACAUUAGAAGAUCUCAGGAAAAAUGAAGAUAAGUUGAACCAUCAUCAACGAAUUGGGCUAAAAUACUUUGAGGACUUUGAAAAAAGAAUCCCUCGUGAAGAGAUGUUACAAAUGCAAGAUAUUGUACUAAGUGAAGUUAAAAAACUGGAUUCUGAAUACAUUGCUACAGUCUGUGGCAGUUUCAGAAGAGGUGCAGAAUCCAGUGGUGACAUGGAUGUUCUUCUGACCCAUCCAGACUUCACUUCAGAAUCAAGCAAACAGCCAAAGCUAUUACAUCAUGUCGUGGAGCAAUUACAAAAGAUCCAUUUUAUUACAGAUACUCUGUCAAAGGGUGAGACCAAGUUUAUGGGUGUUUGCCAACUUCCCAGUAAAAAUGAUGAAAAGGAAUAUCCACACAGAAGAAUUGAUAUCAGGUUGAUUCCCAAAGAUCAGUAUUACUGUGGUGUUCUCUACUUCACUGGGAGUGAUAUUUUCAAUAAGAAUAUGAGAGCUCAUGCCCUAGAACAGGGCUUCACAAUCAAUGAAUACACUAUCCGUCCCCUGGGAGUCACUGGAGUAGCUGGAGAACCCCUGCCAGUGGACAGUGAGAAAGACAUCUUUGAUUACAUCCAGUGGAAAUACCGAGAACCCAAGGAUCGAAGCGAAUGAAGACUGUUCUCCCUCCCAGGCACAGCCCAAUAGAAGUCUUAAUUUAUUUCUUUGCUAUGUAAGAGUGUUUAGAGUUUUUAACUUUAUUUCUCCUUCAUGCUUAGCUUGCCUUAAUAAAAAAGCCUUCAAUAAAGCCUCUUUCACUAUUAUUA
Molecule: messenger RNA, 1750 nt
Organism: Heterocephalus glaber (naked mole-rat)
Lineage: Eukaryota; Metazoa; Chordata; Mammalia; Rodentia; Bathyergidae
Gene: Polb
Product: DNA polymerase beta
Biological process (GO): double-strand break repair via nonhomologous end joining; base-excision repair
Cellular component (GO): nucleus
Molecular function (GO): DNA binding; DNA-directed DNA polymerase activity
Source: RefSeq, a predicted model, not a curated record